Messenger RNA from Scheffersomyces coipomensis, 2399 nucleotides. Its product is annotated as protein-transporting protein. Gene Ontology annotation, cellular component: Sec62/Sec63 complex. The transcript has a single exon. Lineage: Eukaryota; Fungi; Ascomycota; Pichiomycetes; Serinales; Debaryomycetaceae. Bases 340 to 2349 code for a protein of 669 amino acids. The record is from RefSeq and is a predicted model, not a curated record. Gene Ontology annotation, molecular function: transmembrane protein transporter activity; RNA binding. Gene Ontology annotation, biological process: SRP-dependent cotranslational protein targeting to membrane; post-translational protein targeting to endoplasmic reticulum membrane.
AGUUUAACGUUUCAUUCUCUUUAGUUCUACAACCUUCGAUUCAAGUUAUAAUACAUUUAUUUUAUACAUGAUUUAUUCUCACAGUCGAUGCAACUUCAGCUAUAUUAAGAACCUUCUAGAGUUGUUUACAAACUUGUAGAAUUAUAUUUAAACAGGUCUUCUUCUUCUGUUACAGUUUUUUUUGCAGAUGAAAUAUUUUUAGUUAACACUUUUUUUUUUUGAAUUCCGACACGUCAAUACAACAAAAGAGAAGUUGAAAAUUCUGAACUAUUUAAAAAUUGCCGUAAUAAAUCAAAAGUCAGAAACACAGAUAGAUCAACACAACAACCAAUCAAUAGAAUGGCUUCGUCUUCUCAGUAUACAUAUGAUGAAGAAGGUGAGGUAUGGCCUUUCUUCGUGUUAGCCCUUCUCAGUUUCAUCUUGGUUCCAUUGACGGUUCUGUGGUUCUAUAACGCUUUUAUUGCCGUUGAUACAAUUUCUUCCAAUUCAAAGAUUAAAGGAGCAAUCCUUGAAACUGCUGAUUCAAUCGAUGUCGCUAACGCUAAUGAAAUCAAGAAAUACAGAAGUAAACAAAAGUCAUCCAAAAUCUUUAAUAAAACUUUGAUUGUGUUGAUUAUUGGUUGGGGUAUUGUAUUUUACAUUAAUAAAUACUUGACUAAAUAUGCUGACAUCAAGACUAUCUUUGAUCCAUAUCUUAUUUUAGAUAUCUCUUCUUCUGCUACAGAUAGAGAAAUCAAAAGUAAAUAUAGAAAAUUAUCUUUGAAAUUCCAUCCUGAUAAACUUCCAAAGGAUAUCACUGAAGCAGAAAAACUUGAUAUGGAAACUACCUUUAUUAGAAUCAAUUCUGCUUAUAAAGCUUUAACUGAUGAAGUUACUAGAAGCAAUUUCUUGAAAUAUGGUCAUCCAGAUGGUCCUCAAGAUGUUAGUCAUGGUAUUGCUCUUCCAAAAUUCCUUGUUGAAGGUAAAUAUUCUCCACUUAUGAUUGUGGUUUAUUUCUUAUUGAUUGGGGUUUUAUUACCUUCAAUUGUUGGAAUCUGGUGGAAUAAUGUUAAAUCUCACACCAAGAAAGGAUUACACGUUGAUACUGCUGCUUUAUUCACUAGAAGAUUAACUGAUAGAAAUCCAGCCAAAAUUGUUACUCCAUUAAGUGUUUUAGAUUGGGUUCUUGAUAGUGUUGAAAUUAAACAAGCUUUCAAGCAUUUAACUAAAGAUCAACUUAAAGUAUUAGUUGAACAACAUCUUAAUCGUGAAUUUACUUCAGACGCCCAAUCAGAAUCAGAUAAAGUUAAACUUGUUUCUAUGUUACCUAACUUAAUUAGUGGAUUCCUUGAUAUUGCUGUGAUAUUUAGAAAUCUUGAAGUUAUUCUUCCUGCCACUGAUUUAAGAAAAUCAAUCUUACAAGCAGUUAAACCAAAUGGAAAAUAUCAAGAAAUUUUACAAUUACCAUAUGUUGACCCAAAAGUUGUUCAAGCCCAAAAUGUUAAGAAGUUAGGAAAGUUAUUCACAUUAUCAAAGGAAGAAGUAUCAAAAGCAUUAGGAAUAACUGAUCUUAAAAAGGUUGAAAAGGCAUUGGAAAUUGCUGCUCACAUACCGUCACUUAGAAUUAUAGAUUCUACUUUUGUGGUUCCAGGAGAAGAUGUUGUUCCUCCACAAUCAUCAGCUCAUUUAUCAUUAAAAUUCUUAGUUAAAUCACCUAGAUUAAAGUCAUGUCCAAGUAUUGAUGAUGACAGAUUAAAGGAGGAAGAAACUAUGGAUUAUUUAAGAAAUCCAUUAAAAUCAAAUGAAACUCAACCACAAUUACCAUUUUCAUAUGCACCAUAUUUUUCAUAUUAUGUUCGUAAUAACUGGACUGGUUAUUUAAUUUCACAAAAGGAUAAUAAAUUAGUGGAAGGAAGUUUGGGAUAUGAAUUAGAAAAUAUUGAUUUAAGUAAUUUAGAAAUCACUCAAGAAGAAUGGAUAGAUGGUAAAGAUGUCAUUAUUGGUAGUUUUAAAAUUCCAUUAACAACUCCAACUCCACCAAAUAUAGGUACUGUUCCAUACAGAAUUAUAUUAAAGAAUAAUGCAUACUUUGGAUCUGAUGUUGAUAUUCCAGUUGAUUUAGAAGUUGAAAAUCCAAUUAGAAAACAACCGUUAAACCUUGGUCGUAAAGAACAAGUGGAUAGUGAUGACGAAAGUGAUAUUUCUGAUCCAGAAGAAGAUUCAAUAGCUGGUGCUCUUGCUGCUUUAAGAGGUCAAUCAGUUAAGAAGUCACAAAUUACUGAAUUAAACGACGACGACGAAGAAGAUGAAAGUGAUAAUGAAAGUGUAUUUACUGAUAUCGAUACUGAUACUGAAGAUGAAAAGGAAUAGAUCUAGUCUAUCGAUUUCGCAUCCAUUCUAUUAUAUUCUAUAUAUAAAUU